This is a messenger RNA of Cotesia congregata, 795 nucleotides long. Lineage: Eukaryota; Metazoa; Arthropoda; Insecta; Hymenoptera; Braconidae. The record is from the annotation of a GenBank genome assembly.
AUGGUUGUAUUUGCGUGUAAUAAUUGCGGUGAAUCAUUGCAAAAACCUCGAGUUGCCAAACAUUAUCAAUUUCAAUGCAGAAAAAGGAUUUCGCUAUCCUGUGUUGACUGUUUCAAAGAUUUUUUGGAUGAUGAGUAUAUAGCGCACACGAAAUGUAUUACAGAGGCCGAAAGAUACGGAGGUAAAAAUUUUGUAGCCAAAGCUUCGGCGAACAAAGGUGAGAGGAAACAACAAGAGUGGAUUAAAAUUAUAAAUAAUGUUCUGGCCACGUCAAAUCUCACCAAAGAUGAAACAAAUUUUUUAAAAUCAAUUUCCAAACAUGAAAAUGUUCCAAGAAAAAAGGGUAAAUUUUUGAAUUUUGUCAAAAACGCAAUGGGAUAUCGUGUUAAUUUAAGUACUGUCGAAAGCUGUUGGAGUAAAAUUGAAACAGCCUUUAAAGAAAAUGUUUCUGUCAAUAACAAAGAUAAUAAAGAUAUCAAAAAUGGAGAAGAUAAUAAAAAUGGUAUUAUUAACGGUCAAAAUGACAAUAAUAACAGUAAAAAGCGUAAUUUAGAAAAAACUGAAAUAUUAAAAACUGAGACUAAAGAAAAUGUUAAAAAAUGUAAAUUAGAAUUAGAUACUGUUGAAGCUGAUGAAACGAUAAAUAGUGUAAGCGAAGUAAAUGGAGAUAAAUUUAAAUGGAAAGAUAAAAUAAUUGAAAUAUUAGGAGAUCGUGAUGAAAUUUCAUUGAAAAAAUUAAGAAAAAAAUUAUUAAAUAAACAUUUAUCUUGUUAUAAAGAUAAUGAAGAAAAAUUU